GCAGAGCAGAAGCGGAGGAGCUGAACAUUUAAACGGCGUUCCGGGACUGUGGGCUGUGUUAUGAAAACGGGGCUGUCCCGCGAAUUGCGGGACUGUUAGGCGGUGAAGUGGUAAAACUGAACUGAAUUCUCGGUUGCCUCUGCUUUUCAUUGGACAAAAGGAAACUUGAGGACUGGCCAACUGAAAGACCUUGUAUUUGGCUCUUAAAAUUAAAUCCGUUUUAUAUCAUGGGUCAGAAAGUCACAGGUGGUAUAAAGACUGUAGAUAUGAGGGACCCUGCAUAUAGACCACUAAAGCAAGAUCUACAAGGGCUUGACUACUGUAAACCUGCAAGACUGGACCUUUUAUUGGAUAUGCCUCCAGUUUCCCAAGAAGCACAGCUUCAGCACUCCUGGAAUAACAAUGAUCGCUCGCUAAAUGUGUUUGUCAAAGAGGAUGACAAACUUGUCUUUCACCGGCAUCCGGUGGCACAGAGCACAGAUGCUAUUCGGGGCAAAUUUGGUUACACACGUGGCUUGCAUGUUUGGGAGAUUACCUGGGUCAUGCGACAGCGAGGGACUCAUGCUGUAGUUGGAGUGGCUACAGAGGAUGCACCGCUUCAUUCUGUUGGCUAUACAACACUUAUAGGCAGUAAUGGCAAAUCUUGGGGCUGGGACCUGGGCAGGAAUAAACUAUAUCAUGAUGGCAAAAACCAGCCAAGUAGAACAUACCCUGCAUUUCUGGAGCAUGACGAAACUUUCAUUGUCCCGGAUUCCUUCUUGGUGGUACUUGAUAUGGAUGAUGGCACACUUAGCUUUGUGGUGGAUGGACAAUACAUGGGAAUUGCUUUCCGAGGACUAAAGGGAAAAAAACUUUAUCCUGUUGUAAGUGCAGUGUGGGGUCACUGUGAAAUAAGGAUGCGAUACUUAAAUGGACUUGACCCUGAACCACUUCCACUGAUGGAUCUGUGUCGAAGAUCUGUUCGCAUUGCUUUGGGAAAAGACAGACUGAACGAAAUACAAGCUCUUCCACUACCAGCUGCACUUAAAGGCUACCUGCUUUACCACUGACACAUGCAGGGAUCGUCUGCCUAUAGUAAUCUAUACAGUACUAUGCAUUCUGAGGCUCCAAUCCUUUCACCUACACUGCCUCACUGUUGGGUGUAGCGCUACUAUCCCUCUACACUGCUCAAAUGCAUGCUACAGACUUCCAGUACCUCCACAUUUUUGCCCUGGAGUUUUUGGAUUUCCUAAUUGCACCUUUUAUGUGAAGGAUAUUUAGUAAUACAAGGAUUUGCCGUGGGCCUAAUAAAAGAACAGAGUUGCUUUUAAAUUUCUAAAUGGGAACCGUCCAAAUUCUGCAUUCUCCAAUUUCUUUUUUUUUUUAUGUACCUGUCAAAUUUGUAUGUUUGUCUGUCAAAUAGCAGUUGUGCCUCUAAAUAUUAAGUUCAAGACUGUGGCAAGCAUACCUAAAGGACAAGUGACUUAACAAUUUUUCUUUUCCCCUACUGGUUUUUCAGGAAUAUUAUCUUUUUAGGAUCCUGUUUUCGACCUUCCUAGUAGUCCCUUAGUAAGCGAUAUGUUCUAAUUUAAUACAUGAGCUGAUAUAUUGCUGAGCAGCCGCAGCCCUUACUCAGCAUGGUUACAGGACAUUACUAUAGUAACACAGUAAGUGGUAACUUACAACAUUAGCAUUUGGCUACUGCUCAGUUUAUCGACCUAAUGUGUUAAACAUUCUAAUCUAAGUUAGAUCAUUGGAUCUAAUGUGUUUUUUUUUUUUACACAUUAGUUUGAUAAACUGAGCAGCAGCUGCCAAACAACAAUGUUGUAAGUUACCACUGUGUUAUUAUAGUGAUGCUCGGUAACCAUGUUCAGUAAGGGCUGAGGCUGUUGAGCAAUAUAUCCGCUCGUGUGUUAAAUUAGAACAAAUCUAAAAAAAAAAAAAGGAUCCAAUGUUCUAAAUUUUUUAACAAAAUCAAGACUAAAGCAUGCUGGGAGUUGUAGUCCAGAAACAUCUGGUGACCCAAGGUGUCUAGAACUUGCACAAGAGGGAGGAAAAAACAUUUUAAAGCUAAAUAUUCCAAAAACUGUAGACCGAAAGCAAUUUAAAAACAUGUGCUGUCUAAAAUGUCCUUGUUUAGUGUCUUACUCUUAAGUUGGUGGUCUGUAAACUGAGCAACAGCCUUGCUUGUGUCCCACCCUAGUAUAGGGCGAGUGGGUGCACUGCUGUGUAACAUGGAAAGUAUAUUUCCUAUUCAUAAAACAUGUUUUCAUUGAUCAUCAUAGCCUAUAGGGUACAUGGAGCUCCCUGCUGUUAAUUUGCAUCAGUAUGUAUGAGUGGAUCUAUCUUACUUGCUUAGCUUUGUUACUGCAACUUUAAAGUCUCAGAACACCUGCAAUGGCUUCCAAAUAAAGGGUACAUAGAGAACCUUGCACUAUGCAGUCAGGGGUGGUUCCAGUCAUUAGAUGUAAGCAAUAAGAUAGCUCCCAUUCAUAUGCAACUGUGAAUUGUGCAGAGAUGGGAUGUUCUAGUACACGGCUGGAAGAAUUGUGAAGGAAAAGCCCCAGUUAUGGAAUUCUGCCAUCUUUUCUCUUCUCCAGAGCACCCUUUUUCCACCAGCCACACCUAGGCAAGAUGGGGGUGUAAGCCAUUAAGCAGCAGAUUAAUCAGUGUCCUUUGUACUUAAACCCAAUUAAUGCAGCGGGUACUACAGUUUUCUGCUUCAGUGUUAUGGUGAAAUAUUGGGUGGCAGUUUCCUAAAGACUGCAGCAAUUGCCAGUUCUCAGGAACUUCUCCCACAAACCAAAAUCUCAGAUACCUCUCUCCCCUUUUUUGUAUGACCGUUUUGUUCAAAAUGAAUUUAAAUUAAGACAUCUGUUUAUGUACAGGUACAAUGGCUGGAUGUGUGACUUUUAAUGUUGAAUUAAUGUAUGUAGGAGUGUGAAUAUAUUUUAAUUGCUGCUGUAGGGUACUUAAAGUCCAACAAGACCUUUUUCUUCUAAGGUGCACAAUGGUGCCAAGGCUGUAAGGGUACGUCGGUGCCAUCUCUUAACUCCCUAAAAGCUGUUUUCUUGCUGGAUUAGGACACUUGCCGUAUUGCACAAUUAGGGGGGAACUGUAAGGAAAAUAUAGUUGCUGCCUUUUAUUUUAUUUGUGCAAGUAGUCUUCCAACCUACAGAAAAGUGGCUUAGUACGUCUCCCUACUGUCUUCAACUUGUUUGUACAGUUUUAAUCUUUUUUAUAAAAUCUGUAGAUAAAAUGUGUAAUAAAGAAAUAGUUUAUUAAAUUUAAA
Xenopus laevis (African clawed frog) is the source of this 3271-nucleotide messenger RNA. It is a transcript of the gene spsb1.S, whose product is annotated as splA/ryanodine receptor domain and SOCS box containing 1 S homeolog. Gene Ontology annotation, cellular component: cytoplasm; SCF ubiquitin ligase complex. Lineage: Eukaryota; Metazoa; Chordata; Amphibia; Anura; Pipidae. The record is from RefSeq and is marked provisional. Gene Ontology annotation, biological process: ubiquitin-dependent protein catabolic process; proteasome-mediated ubiquitin-dependent protein catabolic process; protein ubiquitination. Gene Ontology annotation, molecular function: ubiquitin-like ligase-substrate adaptor activity.